Molecule: messenger RNA, 719 nt
Organism: Podospora pseudocomata
Lineage: Eukaryota; Fungi; Ascomycota; Sordariomycetes; Sordariales; Podosporaceae
Exons: 4
Coding region: 1-606 (201 amino acids)
Source: RefSeq, a predicted model, not a curated record
AUGACCCAUUAUGGGUUCAAGGAAUUUGCUUCAAAGGGAAGGAAGGGGGCGGAGACAGGGGAAAAGCAGAUGGCAGAGGAGAUAGAUACGACAAAGCCUGUCGGCCAGGAGGGAGACCGAAAGAACACAAUUCAACCCGAUUACUUCUCAGUCAAAACUCUUCACUCCGCCGACUCGGACAGAAAGAAGUUCGACAAGGAGGUCGGCAUUCUCAAAGCCAUGAACAAAAAGCCGCACCCACAUAUCAUCACCCUAUUGGUCACGUACGAGUAUGACGAGAAAUUCCAUUUUCUCUUCCCGCUGGCCGACUAUGACCUUCUCCAGUACUGGAAAUCAGGAAACAAGUCACAAGCCCACAAUGACGAGGACAAGGACGAUCACACUGGGGAGGUGUGGGCUGAGGUGAAAGACUCUGUUGCGCAGUUCGCCGAUGACAUGCGCGAAAGAUCGGAAUGUACAAGGUUUUUCCACGAUUUCUUGGAUUUGAUUCAGCACAGAAUGCUGGUCAUCGACCCGAAGCAAAGCUCCUCCCAGUUGGAGGAACAACUCAGAGAAUUAAAGGAUAGAGGCGAUCUCGACGUGGGAUAUUUCGUGAGGCAGAGGUAGAAGUGACAUUACAUGGUGCAUGCUAGGCCGUGGCUUGGUCGGUCCACCUUUUGUAUACCUUAGACAGUAGAUGCUUUCUCUGCUUUUAUUUCCCAAAUUUACAGAUACCCCGG